Messenger RNA from Cooperia oncophora, 354 nucleotides. The record is from the annotation of a GenBank genome assembly. Lineage: Eukaryota; Metazoa; Nematoda; Chromadorea; Rhabditida; Trichostrongylidae.
AUGGGCGUAAUUUUUUUGGCACCUAUUGCAGAUGCUGGAUGUGGGGCAUACUGUGCUAUAAGGAACUGUGGCCAUGGUGUCUGUACGCUGCAAGGCAAUGAAAAGCUGUGCAUGUGCGAAAGAUGCCCGCUACCAUCUCAGGCAGGAUUAGCAGGGGGAGGGCCUCCGGGAAUGCCUCAAGGAGGGCCUCCGGGAGGACUUCCGGGAAUGCCUCAAGGAGGGCCUCCGGGAGGACUUCCGGGAAUGCCUCAAGGGAGGGCCUCCGGGAGGGCUUCCGGGAAUGCCUCAAGGGAGGGCCUCCGGGAGGGCUUCCGGGAAUGCCUCAGGGAGGGCCUCCGGGAGGGCUUCCGAUGA